Molecule: messenger RNA, 2174 nt
Organism: Oncorhynchus keta (chum salmon)
Lineage: Eukaryota; Metazoa; Chordata; Actinopteri; Salmoniformes; Salmonidae
Exons: 2
Coding region: 25-1032 (335 amino acids)
Source: RefSeq, a predicted model, not a curated record
UUCUCUUCUAUCUCUGGCCUCUCCAUGCUUCUCUUCUAUCUAUGGCCUCUCCAUGCUUCUCUUCUAUCUCUAUCCUCUCCAUGCUUCUCUUCUAUCUCUGGCCUCUCCAUGCUUCUCUUCUAUCUCUAUCCUCUCCAUGCUUCUUUUCUAUCUCUGGCCUCUCCAUGCUUCUCUUCUAUCUCUGGCCUCCAUGCUUCUCUUCUAUCUAUGGCCUCUCCCUGCUUCUCUUCUAUCUCUAUCCUCUCCAUGCUUCUCUUCUACCUCUGGCCUCUCCAUGCUUCUCUUCUAUCUCUGGCCUCUCCAUGCUUCUCUUCUAUUUCUAUCCUCUCCAUGCUUCUCUUCUAUCUCUAUCCUCUCCAUGCUUCUCUUCUAUCUCUAUCCUCUCCAUGCUUCUCUUCUAUCUACGGCCUCUCCAUGCUUCUCUUCUAUCUCUGGCCUCUCCAUGCUUCUCUUCUGUCUCUGGCCUCUCCAUGCUUCUCUUCUAUCUCUGGCCUCUCCAUGCUUCUCUUCUAUCUCUGGCCUCUCCAUGCUUCUCUUCUAUCUCUGGCCUCUCCAUGCUUCUCUUCUAUCUCUGGCCUCUCCAUGCUUCUCUUCUAUCUCUGGCCUCUCCAUGCUUCUCUUCUAUUUCUAUCCUCUCCAUGCUUCUCUUCUAUCUCUGGCCUCUCCAUGCUUCUCUUCUAUCUCUGGCCUCUCCAUGCUUCUCUUCUAUCUCUAUCCUCUCCAUGCUUCUCUUCUAUCUCUAUCCUCUCCAUGCUUGUCUUCUUUUGUUACAGCUUCUCCAUGAAGAUUCUCGUUAUCCAGGACCCAUGUCUCCCAGCGAUGAGGUGCCAGCUUCAAUUCGAAGUCUACAAUUCUGAACUUCCGUCUUCACUAAAUACAGCGAUAUCAUUGGUUCAUUUACCCACCCAAAUCCAUUCAAGGGGAUAUAAUAUAUAUAUUGGUUCGUUUAUGCAUUGGAAUCCAUUAUUCUCCACUCGACUCUCAACUGCGCAACAUAAAUCAUCAAUUUGGACACCAGGCAUGUCCAUAUAGCCAAAGAUGAUGGAUAUACUGACCAGCUACAUGUCUCUCCAUCCAAACAAUGGGAGUCGGUGUCCACAAAGCAGCACGGCGUGCUGUCUAGCUCCCGCCUAUCCUUUCUUUGGAUUGGGGGGAUACAUCUCAUUAUUGGGCUCCCGAGUGGUGCAGCGGUCUAAGGCACUGCAUCUCAGUGCUAGAGGUGUCACAACAGACACCCUGGUUCGAAUCCAGGCUGUAUCACAACUGGCACAAUGGCAGUCCCAUAGGGCAGCACAGAAUUAGCCCAGUGUUGUUUGGCCGGCGUAGGCUGUCAUUGUAAAUAAGAUUUUUUUCUUAACUUAUUGCCUGUUAAAUGAAGGUUAAAUACAAAAUGGUGAUCCUUUUUUGAAUAUUCGAUCAGGGUUGUUGACGUCAACCGCCUGUUUUCAAUGGAGAGAGAUGAUAUGCUACUCGCCUCAUCAUGAAUAUGCAUAGCCAUCUCUAGACAACUUUGAUAUAACUUUUUUUCUCAAGGUUGCCGGGAUGUCAAGUAUCCUACUUAUAUCAGUGUACCAGUAACAACUUAAGCAUUACAAAACGUAUAUUAGAUCAAAUAAACCUCACGUAGCAGGUAAGAAAUUCAUUUUUUUGUUGACCAAAUUCGACACUCUCAUUGAACUCCAUCCAAAAACUCCUUGCUUGGUGGGCAAAACAAGGAAAAUACGCCACCUGCUGGAGGGAGACAUAUUUUCUGCUGAGUUGGGCCGGUCUCUUUCUCUCUGGUAUCGUCUCGCCUGAUUUAAAGGGUGUUGUCGUCUCGAACAUCCACUGUUCACUAUUCAAACCCGAUUUAAACGGCCGAUCACUUGCAGAAAGUUCCCGGGGAAAAGAGGAAGAGAAAGUUGAGGAAUUGAUUCGUGUUCAGCUGAACUCUUCGCGAACCAUGGUUGGCCACAUGGACCCAACAGACAGCCAGGGUGAAUAUGUCAAGGUAAGACACAUUUUUUCCCCUUCUCCCUCCUGUCUGUCUAUGCUGGUUCUGCUAGUGUCAGUGGCCCUACUCAGAAGGCUUUAGCAGUCCACACACCAUCUGAGAAAAGGAAGGGAUUGGGAGUUAAAAACCCAUCUAAGCAGUGGUGACCAGUUAGUGAGUGCGGCAAGCAAAGGAAACGCGA